This is a messenger RNA of Arabidopsis arenosa, 2517 nucleotides long. NCBI's taxonomy places the organism in Eukaryota, Viridiplantae, Streptophyta, Magnoliopsida, Brassicales, Brassicaceae. The record is from the annotation of a GenBank genome assembly.
GUCCAACAAAUCUUAUUGUGGAUACUCAGAGCAAUAAUGAUUGACACGUGUGCCAAGAAAUCUAACGGGAAGACCAGUGCAGGCCCGUAUAUUUGAGGGUAAAGAACCUCCACAACUUGUUGCACUUUUCAACAUAUGGUGGUCCUUAAGGGUGGUUUGAGCUCUGGUUACAAAAAUAGAAUGACAGAGAAAGGUUCAUCAGACGAAACCUACACGAUGGAAUCAAUUGCACUUAUUCAAGCAUCUGGAACUGGAGGUGAGAACAAUGAGCUAAAUGCUGUUUCAGCUUUUAAUGAGAUUGUUCCUGAUACAGUCGUUUUCGAUGACUUUGAGAGGUUCCCGCCGACUGCAACUACUGUUAGCUCUGCUCUUCUUCUGGGAAUCUGUGGUCUACCUGAUACCAUUUUCUGCGUCAAAGUAGGUGGCGAUUUUAUCAAACUCGUUCCAGGUCGAGUUUCAACUGAAGUGGAUGCACGUCUUGCUUAUGACACAAAUGGCAUUAUCCGCAAGGGUAUUGAAGCUGCAAGAUUGUUGGAAUCUGAAGGAAUCCAAACGCAUAUGACCUUCGUUUACAGGAUUUUGAGGUUCUGCAAGACUUUGGAUCAGUCUAGCAGUGGGAACCAGGAACCAAUUCAAAGGGCUGCUGCUUUAGCUGAAAACUUGUUAUGCUUACUGCUUUUCAUCUUAGGCACAAAACCCAUCUGGUAUUGGUACAUAAACAUUGCUCAAACUGCGGUUCAGAAACAACCAACAGAUGAUCCUUUUGAAUGUGCAAGUGAAUUCCUUCCAGAAGAAGGCAGCAAUAUUACUUGGUACACACCACAUAGUGGAGUAGCAGAUAAGAACAAAUGUGGCGAUGGAAACACUGUUGUUGAUGCCUCUCUAGUAGAACAAGCUCUCUGCGGUGAAGCUUUAUCAACACUUCUUCAUGUUGUGUCUUGGAGGAUAGGAAGCUGGCCCAAUAAAUAUCCUUUAUUCGUAUCUGUGUAUUCUAUUUGUUUGAGUACUUCUUGUUGCAACCAUGGAGUCGAAAGUACAACCUCUGGCUAUGCUCUGUUCGUUUUCGGAUGGAGGAUGGGAACGAAAGAAGCUAGUGUGUACAUUGAUAAGGAUCUUGCUUCAAAUAAGUCUUCUAAUGCUCAAUCACCUUGCCGGAAUUUGCUCUGCAUAUUGGCUAUCUCUCCAGUCUCACUAGCCCUGACUUACUUUGGUACUUUGCUAUUGUCUAUUUGUUUAAGCUAUCUUGACGCAGUAGAACUGACAGAGCGUCAGUCUAGCAGUGGGAACCAAGGACCAAGGCAAAGAGCUAAGACUUUGAUUCCAAUUUUCAAAGAGAUUAUUGAGGUUCGCAUCGGAGAGAGGAAAGCAGUUGUCCUCUUAGGAUUACUGUCUCCCUGGCAAAACCAGAGCAACUGUCAUGGAACUUGUGGCGAAAGAGAACUUUAUCUUAGAAGAAUCAGUCUCUCCAAAUUCCAUACAGCUGAUGAGGUAUGGACAGCAAGAACUAUGGCAGAACUAAGCUCGGGAUGUCUUCCAGGAUCAAGAGCAGAUGGAGAUUCCAACCAGCUUCCAACUAUUGCUUUAGUUGCAUCCUAUGAUACCUUCGGGGCAGCUCCGGCAUUAUUAGUUGGAAGUGACAGCAAUGGAAGUGGGGUCGUGUUGCUUCUUGAAGUGGCUAGACUACUUUCCGCUCUGUCCUCAAAUCCCAAGACAAGAGGAAGUUGCAAUUUACUUUUUGCACUAACAGCUACGAAACUAGACCUUAAUCCUUCCUGCAUUUUUUGUUUGGUGCAUUUGCAAACUUGUUGGUAUUCUUCAUUAAGCAUUAUAUCUUCUGCAGUGGCUGAAGAGCCUUGAUCUGAGGAUGCGUGAGAGCAGUUGAUUAUGCCAUUUGCUUAAACAGUGUUGGUUCUUGGGACAAUGAACUAUUGAUCCGUGUGUCAAAUCCUCCAGAUAACUCCUAUAUAAAACAAAUUUUUGAGGGUUUAAAUUUACUUUGCUAGCAAAUUUUAUGAACUAGCUUUCUUUAUCACCGAUAUGUAGAGGACGCUGAAGCAGUUCUUUUCAGACUUGUUCGUCUUCAUGCUUUUACUAAUCAUUGUUUCUAGUUAUUUCCUAUUGUGUUUGCUUUUUCAUCAUAUAUAUCAUAGAGCUUUGUUUGGGCUUUUAUUAUCUCUUAAUAUCUUCUUGUUUUAUAUUGUCUGUGUAUAUCAGGGUGUCGAUGAUUCUAGAUACUUGUAGAUUUAAUAUUACAAAAUACUCUAAGAAUUUUCAACAUUUCUCAAUGUUCUUCAGCGAGAUAAUGUGAUGUUGAAGCUCUUUGUGAUUAGUUGGCCAAAGUAGUUGUACAUCAGUUUCUUCGCCUCUUGAUUAUGUGGGUUCACUUCUUUGUGUUAGGUUAUCAUCCAUAUUUUGGCUCUUGCUUUAGGUUGCUUUGGAGGAUUGUUUUGCAAUAGUUGUUGUUUCCUGAACUCUCUUUGGUUGUUUAUGUUCUUUGACUAAAUGUUUUGCUUAGAG